Molecule: messenger RNA, 3335 nt
Organism: Arachis ipaensis
Lineage: Eukaryota; Viridiplantae; Streptophyta; Magnoliopsida; Fabales; Fabaceae
Source: RefSeq, a predicted model, not a curated record
AUUUGAGAAAUUCCCAAAUCCUGACUAAGGCCACGGGUUAAACCGUUAAACAACAACAAAAUUAAUAUGCCACAAAAUGGCACUUUGCAGUUUGCAGGUGUCAGUAUCAGUCAAUGGAGGGAAGGGCAUGUUUCGCUUGCACCUGUUGAGCCCAUCCUCCAACCACAGCAACGACCUCCGACUAAAGUUGCCGGGAAGAACCAUCCGCCGGCCAGCUCCUCACUCUCAUCCCAUGGCCGAGCUGAUAAAUUCGACCCAUUCUUCUGUUUGUGAUUUCCAUGAGCAGUAAUGAGCGCAGGUGGUUCUGCUUGCAACAAGACACAAUUGCCUUCAGUUCAGUUCAGUUCUCUUGUUUUUACUCAUUGCUCCAAAAGAACAAGUUCAACUUCAAAGAUGAGAGAUGAUCCUCUAUCUUGUUGCUGUUACUGUUGCACCAUUCAUGAAUCGUUUCUCGAAUUUCUCAACCCUUUCCUUCUGGAACUCCAAUAUAAGACAAGCUGUGAACCAAGGCCAUGUACAAAAAGCCCUUCUUCUUUUCCGCCAAAUGAAGCAAACUGGGGUUACACCCAAUGGUUCCACCUUUCCCUUCGUUGCAAAAGCCUGUGCCAGAAUCUCCCGUCUCAGGAACUCCAAAAUGAUCCAUGCCCAUGUUGCCAAAUCCUGCUUUCAGUCCAAUGUUUUUGUGCAAACCGCGAUGGUUGAUAUGUACGUUAAAUGUGGUCAUCUGGAAGAUGCACACCAUGUGUUUGUUGGAAUGCCCACUAGGGAUAUUGCUUCUUGGAAUGCAAUGCUUGCAGGUUUUUCUCAGAGGAGUUUUGUUGACAGGUUUUUCUGUCUACUGCAUGAGAUGAGGCAUACUGGGAUUCAUCCUGACUCAGUCACUGUCUUGCUCCUGAUUCAAUCUGUUUUGGAUUUGAAAAACCCAAAUUUUGUGAAUGCAGUGCAUUGUUUUGCAAUUCGAAUUGGAGUUCAUAUUGAUGUUUCUGUCGCAAACACUUUGAUUGCUGUGUAUGCUAAAUGUGGUGACUUGUGUUCAUCAGAGAUAGUAUUUGAUGAAAUUGACAGUAGUAUUAGGUCUGUUGUCUCAUGGAAUUCUAUGAUUGCAGCAUAUGCAAAUUUUGAAAAGUAUGACAAGGCUGUUGAUUGUUAUAAAGGGAUGCUUGAUUGUGGGCUUUUGCCGGACAUUAGUACAAUCCUCAAUUUGCUUUCAUCAUGUGUGCAACCCAAAGCACUAUUUCAAGGUCUGCUGAUUCAUUCUCAUGGAAUUCAGUUAGGUUGUGAUGCUGAUGUGUGUGUGGUGAAUACUCUUAUUUCUAUGUAUUCCAAGUGUGGGGAUGUCCAUUCUGCAAGAUUAUUGUUUGAUGGCAUGUCUGUCAGAACUUGUGUUUCAUGGACUGUAAUGAUUAGUGGGUAUGCGGAGAAAGGAUAUAUGGAUGAGGCAUUAAACUUGUUUAAUACAAUGGAAGCAUCAGGCGAAAAUCCAGAUUUGGUUACUGUGCUUGCUUUGAUUUCAGGUUGUGGUCAAACAGGAUCUCUUGAACUUGGGAAAUGGAUUGAUAAUUACUCUAUUAACAAAGGGUUGAAAGAAAAUAUUGUAGUUUGUAAUGCACUAAUUGACAUGUAUGCAAAGUGUGGAAGUUUUAGCAAUGCUAAGGAGCUUUUCUAUUCUAUGGCUAACAAAACUAUCGUCACCUGGACAAUCAUGAUUACAGCUUGUGCUUUGAGUGGAGAUGUUAAGGAUGCUUUGGACCUGUUUCUUGUGAUGGUGCAGAUGGGAAUGAAACCAAACCACAUAACAUUUCUUGCUGUUCUCCAAGCUUGUGCUCAUGGAGGUUUACUUGAAAGAGGAUUGGAGUGCUUCAGCAUGAUGACACAAAAGUAUGGUAUAAGGCCUGGUAUAGACCACUAUUCAUGUAUGGUUGAUCUUCUUGGUCGUAAAGGACAACUGAGAGAAGCUUUAGAAAUUAUUGAAUGUAUGCCAUUUGAACCUGAUGCUGGUAUAUGGAGUGCAUUGCUGUCUGCAUGCAAACUGCAUGCUAAGAUGGAGAUGGCCAAAUAUGUUUCAGAGAGGCUAUUUCAGUUGGAGCCCCGUGUGGCAGUUCCAUAUGUGAAGUUGGCUAACAUAUAUGCAUCAGCUGGGAUGUGGGAUGGAGUUGCAGCUAUAAGAAGAAAGAUGAAAUAUCUUCAAGUGAGAAAAUGUCCUGGACAAAGCAUUAUCCAAGUGAGUGGCAACACUCAUAUCUUUACAGUUGAAUAUAGACAUCACCCUGAAGCCUUGUAUAUAUAUGAUAUACUAGAUGGCUUGACUUCUCAUUCUAGACAAGCCCAACUAACAAAUUCAGAGGUAAUUUCGAACAUGGAUAUUAUUGAUUUAUGAUGUACAUUUUGUUGAGUAUAUAUUCUCGCUCAUGGAAAUAAAAUUCUUAAUUAAAUGAAUGUAGUGAUUAUUCAUUUCUCACUUAAUUUCGUUUUAAUAAAUACUUUUCCUGGUCUGAUCACUGAAUCACAUUCAAAUCAAUCCAAUCAAACAUGAAAUAAUAUUUCACUGUUAUAUUUUUGCACUAUGAAGCCAAUAAGUAGGAAUGGCUAAUAGAUGAUUGGCCCUAGGCAUUGUGUGGCCAAACUCAGUCAUGUUCAAUUCACUUGGCAAGAAGUUGUUUUUAACUUCCAAUCAAAGCAAUGCACAAGCUGUGCCAACACUAACCAAACCACAGUUCGGGCUAACUGCAGUCCAGGACAUCCUCUUCUGCCAAACCCAAACGGUAUCAGUUGGAAGUCUGAAGUCUCUCCCUCUAACAUCAGUCUAUCUUCCCUCAGAUCUUUCUGGCCAGAAUUCCUCCGGCUCAGUCCAAAUUCUAGGGUCUCAUAAUUUUCCAUGCAUUUAUUAUGACCCUGGAAUUUUUUGGUAUGAAGAAAUUUUCAACAUUGCAAUCUUUCAUAGAUGGUGUGGUACCAGUAAUGGUGACACUGGAUGGAUUCUCAAGGUUUCCUUGAUGAACAUGUCUAAAUACUUCAACUUUUCCAAUUUUGAUUCCUCCACCACCCUAUUUAUACUCGCCAUAUAUUCCAACUCCAUUUAAACUUUCUUCAUCACCCCUGGAUUCUUUAUUACUGAAAGUGCUCACUCAAUUGCUGUAGCUGAACUGUUCAUUGAACCAACCAGCACAUCCUAUGUAGGAAUUAAAGAAAAUUAAAAUGCGGUAGAGAAACAUGCAUAGAAGAAAUAUCUAUUCUUACAAUAAUAAGCAACAAGAAAAAUUAUCUUUUAUUUCUCAUUUGCGAUUCUCUAUCACUUUUAUUCUCCCCAUUUUGUUGGGUCUUACCAAUGAAUCUUA